Messenger RNA from Quercus lobata, 1511 nucleotides. Its product is annotated as S-adenosyl-L-methionine-dependent methyltransferases superfamily protein. Gene Ontology annotation, molecular function: RNA binding; methyltransferase activity. The coding region runs from base 66 to 1382 and encodes 438 amino acids. The transcript is spliced from 8 exons. Lineage: Eukaryota; Viridiplantae; Streptophyta; Magnoliopsida; Fagales; Fagaceae. The record is from RefSeq and is a predicted model, not a curated record.
UCAAUAUAAGUGGUAAGGGAAUUCUAACCAAAAAAAAAAAACUAUUUUUGUGUAUUCUCAAAAACAUGCAGCACAUUUCGGCGCGCUUGAUAAAGUCUCUAUCUUUUUCUUCAAUACCAGGCACCACUCUUCAAGAAAUUGCUUCUUCUCGACCCAAAGGUGUUGCAAAGGUUGUACUAAAGAAGGGGAAGACACAGCUCUUUAAGGAUGGUAGCCCAAUGGUGUAUAGUGGAGCCGUUGAUAGAAUAAUUGGUAGACCACCACCCAGGACUGGAGAUAUUGUGCUGGUAGCUGAUGGGACAGAGAAACCAAUAGGGUGGGGAUUGUAUAAUUCAGUUUCCAUGUUUUGUGUUCGGCUAAUGCAGCUAGAAGAGGAGGCAACGAGAGAUCCUCCGUGUGCAUUGAACAUGGAGAAACUGCUUGAAGCAAGAAUUGAUGCAGCUAGAGAAUUACGUAAGAGUUUGGGGCUUCCCUCGGCCAAUACAAAUGCAUAUCGUUUAGUAAAUAGUGAAGGAGACAGAUUGUCAGGAUUAAUUGUUGAUGUUUUUGGAGAUUUAGCUGUAAUAGCAUCAUCAGCUGCUUGGGUUGAGAAGUACAAACAAGAAAUUGAGGCUUGUAUCAGUAGAAUUGAUGAAAUUAAUCAUAUAAACUGGAGACCUUCUGUUGAGAUUUUAAAAGAAGAAGGAAUAAAUUUAUCAGAUUUGAAGGAAAUGCGUCCAUCUGCUUGUCCAGAAAGAACGAAGGUUAUGGAAAAUGGGAUUUUCUAUGCAAUUUCAUUGGAGGGCCAAAAGACAGGAUUUUAUGCUGAUCAGCGUGAAAACCGUCAGUUCAUAUCAACAAUUUCAGAUGGUCAAAAAGUCCUUGAUAUUUGCUGCUACAGUGGUGGUUUUGCUCUGAAUGCAGCACGAGGAGGUGCCGUGAAUGUCACUGGUGUUGAUACAUCAUUGCCAGCUUUGGAGCUAGCAAAAGAAAAUAUUGUUCUAAACAACAUGGACCCUGGAAGGAUAUCAUUUCUCAGAGAAGACGCAGCGGAAUUUAUGAAGGGUGCUCUUUCUAAAAAUGAAUCAUGGGACGUAAUCAUUGUUGAUCCUCCUAAAUUAGCACCACGAAAAAAGGUUUUACAAAGUGCAUUAGGCAUGUAUAGAACUUUAAACUCAUUAGCAAUGCAAUUAACAAAGAGAGGUGGUCUUCUCAUGACCUGUUCAUGUUCGGGAGCUAUGACCCAAAGUGGGAUGUUCUUGCCUACUCUUCAGGGUGCUGCAUCAAUGGCAGGGAGGAAAAUUACAGUUCUACGACAGGCCGGAGCAGCAUGCGAUCAUCCUAUUGACCCAUCCUACCCUGAAGGCGCAUACCUCUCUAACAUUUUGCUAAGAGUACUAUAAAUGGACACAAACACAAUCCCUAUUGGUUUUUCAACUAACCUAACUGGAAACUCAUCACGUGAUGAAAAGAACCGUUAACUAUAUUAAAUACUAUUUUAAGAAUUAUACAUGAUUUCUUCUCUUCUUCUU